Messenger RNA from Rhineura floridana, 1977 nucleotides. RefSeq names its product FLT3 interacting zinc finger 1 (gene FIZ1). Lineage: Eukaryota; Metazoa; Chordata; Lepidosauria; Squamata; Rhineuridae. The coding region runs from base 315 to 1763 and encodes 482 amino acids. The transcript is spliced from 2 exons. The record is from RefSeq and is a predicted model, not a curated record.
GGGAGUAACCCUAGUAACAAUAAAGACUGCUUCAGCAUUUCGCUUGCUGCCCAGGAUAAAGAUGACCGUUUCUCUCUCGGCUGCCCUUUGCCAGUAGUAAAGAUGGUGCUUUCAACCGUUUUCCGCUCCCGCCUUCUAAAUAAGAAACCAUUUCCUAGAUUCUCUAGAACGGUACUAGGGUUUCAUCCGAUGCCGAGUAAAAUCACACCCUCCUUUUUAGCCGAACCUGCCCACACCAAAGAUGUCGCCUCAGGGAGGCGCCAGUCCCCCAUUACGUGCCCACACUAAGGAUGGCGAGAGGCACAGUUGGGUAGAUGGAGAACUGUGAUGAAGAGUGGCCAGAGGGCCAGCGCUCUCUUCAGGCUCCGGGUGGCGUUCUGGCUGGCACUGCAACUGUGGAAGAGUGUGCAGUUCUCUACUCGGAUACAGAGGAUGACCCAUCACUCCUAACAGAUAAUGGGCUGGGUGCCCGGGCCCCCUUCCACUGCUCUGAGUGUGACAAGAGCUUCCGUUACCGCUCAGACCUGCGCCGCCAUUUUGCCCGGCACACCGAGCUGAAGCCUUUCCAGUGUCCUCAUUGCGUCAAGAGCUUCAAGCAUUCCUUUAACCUGGUGAACCACAUCCGGAGCCACACCGGGGAACGCCCCUACCGCUGCACCAUGUGCCCAAAAGGCUUCCGGGACUCCACAGGACUCCUCCACCACCAAGUGGUGCACACGGGGGAGAAGCCCUACUGCUGUCACGUCUGUGAGCUCCGCUUCUCCUCCCGCAGCAGCUUGGGGCGCCACCUCAAGCGGCAGCAUCGUGCUUCUCCUGCUGCCGCAGCCCCUCAAACACCCACCCCUCGCUGCCUGGCCUGUGGCAAAGAGCAGAGUCCUCUGGGGCACCUCUGCAGUGCCGGGAGAGGGCGGGCGGCCCCCUUUGGCUGCGGGGCCUGCGGGCGACACUUCCAGCUGGCAUCUGAAUUGCGCCGCCAUUGGCUGGCCCAUACCGAUAUCAAGCCCUUUAAAUGCCCGGACUGUGAAAGGGACUUUAAUGCUGCGGCUCUGUUAGAGCGCCACAAGCUCACACAUGCCAAGGACAGGCCCCCGCCCUGCCAAUUGUGUGCUGGGAAGGUCCAGCAGAGCGAUGGGGUGCUGGAAUUGGAGGCCCUGGAAGAAGAGCAGAAAGGUGGGGAGCAGGAGGGACAGGGCCAGCAGCAAAGCAGGAGCUGUCCAAUUUGCCAUCCUCCAGACACGCGUCCCCCCGAGACUCUGUACCAGUGUGAAUGCGGGACCUUUUUUGCCAAUGGCAACACCCUUGCGGCUCAUUUGACUGCCCAUGGUGGCGAGCCCUCUUUCACCUGUGGCAUAUGCGGCCAACCCUUUGUGAACUUGCAGAUCCUGGAGGAGCACCAGCUGAGCCACGCCGUCUCCACCUCGCCGAUGUCAGGCCCAGGCAGUGAGCUGGAACGCCACCUGUUGCCCCAGCUGGAUCUUCGUGCAUUCCCAGCCCGGCCUAGCAAGAAACUCUACAAAUGCAGCGAGUGCGAGAAAUACUUCCGCAGUCCCCGGGACCUGGACCGUCACGUCUUGGUGCACACUGGCGAGAAGCCCUACCAAUGCACCGAGUGUGGCAAAUUCUUCCGGCACGAGUGUUACCUGAAACGGCACCGGCUGCUGCACAGUGGCGAGCGCCCUUUCAAGUGCACCGUCUGCCACAAAGGGUUCAUUACCUUAAGCAACCUCUCCCGCCAUCUCAAGCUGCACCGUGGAAUUGACUAGGCGGGGAGCCCCAAUCUCGUAACAACAACCCACCCUUCCAACACUGUUUUCCUCUACCUCUACCCCACAGUGGCAGCCAGAGGCAAUCUGGUUUUGGACAUGUAACUCUGCCAGAGGCAGCUAGACCUGGCUUGCCCCAACCCUCUUUCCUGGUCUAUUAUUUUGAGCAGGAAUUUACUUCCUUGAACCGAUAAAAAGUAUUAUUAUUAGUUUA